AUGCACAAAGACAAGCAGCACGAGCAGAGCAACAAGCACAAAAACAAGCAGCACGAGCACAGCAAGAAGCACAAAGACAAGCAGCACGAGCAGAGCAACAAGCACAAAGACAAGCAGCACGAGCACAGAAACAAGCACAAAGACAAGCAGCACGAGCACAGCAACAAGCACAAAGACAAGCAGCACGAGCAGAGCAACAAGCACAAAAACAAGCAGAGCAACAUGCACAAAGACAAGCAGCACGAGCACAGAAACAAGCACAAAGACAAGCAGCACGAGCAGAGCAACAAGCACAAAGACAAGCAGCACGAGCAGAGCAACAAGCACAAAAACAAGCAGAGCAACAUGCACAAAGACAAGCAGCACGAGCAGAGCAACAAGCACAAAAACAAGCAGCACGAGCACAGCAAGAAGCACAAAGACAAGCAGCACGAGCACAGAAACGAGAGCAUAAAAUGGCACAGAGAAGAACAGAGGAAACACAAGAAUAUAGCUCGUCAGUAUCCACGAACUCCCCUGCUGAGAGUUGCAAUUCACUAG
Rosa chinensis is the source of this 540-nucleotide messenger RNA. RefSeq names its product DNA topoisomerase 1-like. The record is from RefSeq and is a predicted model, not a curated record. Bases 1 to 540 code for a protein of 179 amino acids. The transcript has a single exon. Lineage: Eukaryota; Viridiplantae; Streptophyta; Magnoliopsida; Rosales; Rosaceae.